AUGCCGGAGCUUCCAGAGGUUCACCGUGCCGAGAGAGCUUGUAAUGCAAAUUUAGUUGGAAAACAGAUCGUUCAAGUUGAAACGCAAGAAGACAAGUUGGUUUUCUGUGGUAUAUCAAAUGAUGAAUUUGAACGUAGUUUAUUAAAUAAGUUCGUCAAAAGUACCGGUCGAUGGGGAAAAUAUUUCUAUUUUGAAAUGAACGAAAGUCCAAACCCUGUCUUUCAUUUUGGAAUGACUGGAAAUAUUCGUUUUAAAGAUCAAGGAGCAUUUUCUUAUCGUAAACCAUCCAAGAAUGAUCCAAGCGAAUGGCCUCCAAAAUUUUGGAAAUUUAUUCUUACAUUAAAGGAUUCGACUAAUACAUCUUCUGAAAAAGUUGUUAUGGCAUUCACUGAUGUACGCAGAUUAGCAAGGAUACGUCUGGUUACUAAUUCACCAUUACAGGAUGAUCCUAUAUUAAGGUUGGGAUUUGAUCCUUUGUGGAACAUGCCGGACGUAAAGACAUUCAGUGAAUUGGUUUUGAAGCGAAAGUGCCCGAUCAAAGCUUUGUUAUUGGACCAACAAUUUUCCGCUGGGAUUGGCAAUUGGGUCGCAGAUGAAGUGUUGUUUCAAUCACAUGUUCAUCCUGGCCAAUACGCGCAUACACUCAUCGAAGAACAAAUCAAUGCACUGCACGAGAAUUUGGUAUACGUAUGUAAAACGGCGGUUGAUGUAAAUGCUGAAGCGCGGUUGUUUCCUGAUAGUUGGCUUUUUCAUUAUAGAUGGAGUAAAGGAGCGAAGAAUGGAGCGUUUAUGCCGGAUGGAGAACAGAUUUUAUUUGAAACUGUAGGUGGGAGAACUAGUGCUAUUGUACCAAGUGUACAAAAGUUACCUGAAGAUACGAUAGAAAGGAAGAUCUCACGUUCACGUGUUUCUAAGGAUGUAGAACCUAAGAAGAAAUCAACGCGCCAAAAACGUAAUUUUACUGCAGCUCAGGAUGAUCCUUUGUCCAGUAAACCGGUCACAAAACACGUUCAAUCACCUAUCCAAGUCAUUGGUAAGAAACGUAAGAUUGUCACAAUUCUUGAUGAUGCAGAUGUUGAUACUUCGACGAUCAAACCAUCCGCGAAACGGAUUCGCAAGCCAGACAAAAGAGACGUAAGUAAAUCAGCAGCAGUCGUCGAACAAAAGUCAUCUUUGCAGCAGGAUUUAUUUCAACAUCCUCAGCAACACAGAAUUCAAAGUCAGCAACAAUAUUAUCAACAACCACAAACUCAUUAUGGAUAUAUGCGCUAUGACGGGGGCUAUGAAUCUAUUCCUUUUGUGCAUUCGCAACUCUCUCAAAACCAAAUGUCUACGAACACUUAUCAUAUGCCUCAACAACUUCCUCAAGUAGAACAAGUUGAACAAGUAAAUCAAUACGCUCAUACUCCACAACAAACAAAUCAACAGCAACUUUAUCAACAAUUACAACGACAAUACAUACAGCAACAGUUUGUUCAACAACCAGUUGCUCAGCAAUUAACAUCCUCGGAACAAUUAACUUCAACACGUCAAUUGUCGCAGCCCGUAGUACCGACGCAAGCUCUCCCGCAAGCUCCUAAUGUAUAUCACCAGCAACCAUCGUCUCAUUUUCCUCGACAACAAUCUCAAGAACCUCAAUUAUUGCCUCAUCAAUUAUUGUGGUAUCUGGCGGAACAUUAUUUAAUAAAAGCAUCUGCAUUAUCCACUUCAUCUCUAGUUAAUUUUCCAGCAUUAUCCCCACAACACCAACAACAUAUUUUGGUAGCGAUCAAAUGUUUGGAAUCGGUUCUUACAAGUAUGAUGACUGGGAAUAAUUAUAUGGCAUUACUUGAUAAUGUUACAGAACUCAAGUUCAAAAUGAUUGACCUUCAAUGUAACAUUUUCAAAAGCACAAAUAACCUUAAAGUAGCGAGAAAUCUAAUGAAAUCAAGUGCACUUGAAUCAAUGGAGAGUAAUAUGCCAAAUUGGACAUAUCACUUUUUGUUAAAACGCUCAGAAUUUUAUUAUGCUGAGGGUGAUUUUAAUGGAUGUUUAUCGGUAUUAAAACAAGCGGAGACAAUGGCAGAUCAGAGAGGGGACGUUGAAAUGAAGGCAUGCCUUCUAAUUACAAUCGCUCAAUAUGCGUUUUCAAGCCAAAAUUAUCCAAUAGCGCAACACGCUCUCGCUGAACUAUCAACGGUUUAUUUUCCACCGCCUUCCAAUAUGGCCACUGACAAGUUAACAGAAGUGCAUCAUAUUUUAGAUCAAAAACGGGAUGAGGAGACGGUAGAUGAGUUGAAAGGGUAUACCACGAUACAUAUAUCUGCCGCUCCAACAACUUCAAUGACAACAUAUACGAAUGCUGCAUCAUCAGCAUCAAGUUUGCCAGUCACGAUUCGUUGGUUAUCAAAAGCAGAGAUUUAUACCCUUACAUUUUUAAUAUCGGGGAUAUGUAAUCGUGGAGAUAAUGCAACAACAAAAUCUGCUUUAUUCUUGACAGAAGGAUUGAAGAUUGUUGAGAGGGAGAUAUAUUCGAAUGAUGAUAAUCAAUUGCCGGUUCAUGAUGUCAUCAAAUCUAAAAAAUUUUACGUUAUGCUAAAGGCAUACAUGCUUCAACACCUAGUUGACUCUUAUUUGCUGAGGUCAGAAUAUAAUGAUGCCGAGAAAACUAUUGCGCAAUUGAUGAAUUGGCUGACCUCGUAUAAUUUAUGGGCGCAAUUCCAAGUACCAGUAGCACUUGCACUAGGAAUGAUAAACCAAUGCGUUGGUAAAGCCUAUGAAGCAAUGGAAUAUUAUAAAGAAGUAGAAAAGACCACCGAAAAUAGAGAAAUUAGAAUACUAACCAAAGUUAACCGUGCUUUAAUAUUAUUUGGUAGUUCCGGUAAUAACCAACAACAGCAAGAUAUUGGAAUAAUAAUAGAGGAAAUAAAACAAGAAAUGAUGUAUCAAACACAUCACAUAGAUAAUUUAAGAGCCAUGGUACACUUUUUGGAGGCAUUAUCGUGUGGUGAUUAUACACGAACAAAAGAACAUUUGGCAGAAACUUUAAAAUUGUCAUCAACAUCAUCCAAUAAUCAGCUUAAAGCUUUAACGCUUUCGGUUCUUGGUGCGAUUUUCUAUUCUACACAGAAUGAACAAGCGGAAAAGAUGUUAACCGCCGCAUAUUUGUUAUCCAAGAAUGCAAAUAAUGAUUUAGGAUGCUCUGUUUCUGGUCGUCUUUUAAAAGAUAUUUAUGAAUUUCGAUGUAACCAACAAAAUUAUUCGAAACAAUCGGCAUUUAAUGAACAGCAUGAGCUAAUAGUAAGUAAAUCACUCACAGAUUGGAAUGAAAAAGGUAGAGUAGUACUGGAUUUGAUGGAUGGUGAUGGAGAUGAUGUUUCAAAUUCUACCUCCACACUACAUCUCCAUAAUGCUAGUGAAAGUAGUAUAAAUUCUUCAGGUACAAACAUGAUACAUAGCGUUCCUGGAGGAGGUGGAUAUGUAUAA
Molecule: messenger RNA, 3465 nt
Organism: Funneliformis mosseae
Lineage: Eukaryota; Fungi; Glomeromycota; Glomeromycetes; Glomerales; Glomeraceae
Source: the annotation of a GenBank genome assembly